This is a messenger RNA of Prionailurus viverrinus (fishing cat), 1414 nucleotides long. It is a transcript of the gene CCDC86, whose product is annotated as coiled-coil domain containing 86. Gene Ontology annotation, cellular component: nucleolus. The coding region runs from base 52 to 1137 and encodes 361 amino acids. Lineage: Eukaryota; Metazoa; Chordata; Mammalia; Carnivora; Felidae. The record is from RefSeq and is a predicted model, not a curated record. The transcript is spliced from 4 exons.
AGACGGUCGCGGCUGCACGUGGGUGAAAUUUGGAAACUUACAGGCGCCACCAUGGAUACACCGCUCAGGCGCAGCCGGCGGCUGGAAGGCCUAAACCCUGAGUCCCCCGACACCCCCAGCUCAGUUUUACAGGCGAGACGGGCCCUUGUGGAGUUCAGGUCGGACCCAGAAGAAACGAGGGAGCCUGGGUCACCUCGGAGUGCGCGGCAACCCGGCCUGGAGUCCCCCCGACGUCAGCCGGAGACAAGCCCGGGAUCGCCUAUUCUACCGCAGGGUGCAGGCUUGGGGUCCCCCCGAAGGGAGCCAGAGCCGGGCCCAGGGUCCCUCCAGCGCCAGCAAGAUCCAGGCCCGGAGUCGCCCCCAAUACUUCCGGAGUCGGGUCCAGAAUCCCCCGGAUUUCAGCCAAAGCUAAGUGGGGAGUCCGCAGAGUCCUCCCAGGCCCAAGAAGAACUGGACUCGGAGUUGGCCCUGAAUAAGAAGGAGCUGGCCCCGGGGUCUCCCCGACAUCAGCUGCAGCCGGGCCCAGCAUCACCAGAGCCUUACCUGGGUCAGCAAGCGCCGGGUCCGGAGCCCUCGCGGCCACUACAGGAGCUGACAGCGCAGUCACCCGGCUCCCCCCGGGGUCAGCAUGAGCCGAGCAAACCACCUCCGGCCGGCAAGACGGUGAGAAGCGGCCUCGGGGCAAAGAAGCGGACGAGCUCUUCAGCCCAGGCCCCAGCGUCCAAGAAGUUGAAGGAGGUGGAGGAGGUUCCUGUAAUCCCUAAGGGAAAGCCCAAAUCGGGGCGGGUGUGGAAGGACCGCUCCAAGAAAAGGUUCUCCCAGAUGGUUCAGGACAAGCCCCUGCGCACAUCCUGGCAGCGGAAGAUGAAGGACCGGCAAGAGAGGAAGCUGGCCAAGGACUUUGCUCGGCACCUGGAGGAGGAGAAGGAGAGACGCCGGCAGGAGAAGAAACAGCGCCGGGCCGAGAACCUGAAACGCCGCCUGGAGAAUGAGCGGAGGGCAGAGGUCGUCCAAGUGAUCCGAAACCCUGCCAAACUCAAGCGGGCAAAGAAGAAGCAGCUGCGCUCCAUCGAGAAGCGGGACACGCUGCCGCUGCUGCAGAAGCAGCACCCCCAGCGGCCAGCGGCCAAGGUCUGAGUCCGGGACACGUAGAGGCCAUCUGUGGCCCACCACUGUGUCAGACACCGCACUUCUCCGGCCGCUGUCACGUGCCUCUGCGGGUCUCGGCCCUGCAACUCUAGCCCCACUCCACCCCACCCCACCCCAGAGGGGCUCUGAGCCUUUGAGGACUCUGGGGCCCGGCAGAGACUAGAGGAGGGAAGAGGUUCAGCACCCCCUGCCUCCUUCCCCCUCCUUCAAGUGCCUUGCAACCAAGAAGAGUAAAUUCUCUGGUUCCUCGGGGAGCUAACAUCUG